AUGAUCUCAUCAGCCUUGGUCUUUAUCAUGAUACCAUCCCUAUCUCUCAUAUAUUCCGGCCUUGGCAAUCGUUCAUUCGCGUUAACACUAUUUCGACUUCCUUUGAUCACGGCGGCUUUCGUUGGCCUUCAGUGGGCACUCUGGGGCUAUCUUGUCACCUUCACCAACUCCAUGCUGCCCUCGAACUGGUGGGGCGGAGAGAACCGAGCUGGUGGACUGCGAGAUGUGGCAGGGCGGCCUGUUGUGGUGGGAGAUGGACCCGACGAGUCUGCCGUUAUUCCAGAGCUGGUGUUUGCGUUAUAUGAGGGUAUGUUUGCUGCAUUCACCGCCGCCGUGGUCUGUGGUGGAACCAUGCACCGAACACGGCCGAGGCGCUUCAUCAUCUUUAUCAGUCUUUGGUCGUUACUUGUCUAUGACCCUGUUGCGAGAUGGACAUGGAGCAGCAAGGGGUGGCUGAGGGAACUUGGGAGUUUGGACUUUGCUGGUGGAACGCCGGUCCAUAUCGUCAGCGGAACGACGGUGGCCGCUUUUGCUGUCUUUUGCUCCAUUGAAUCGAGGGGCAACCUGCUCGACUUCCUCAUCGACGCUGGCCACAAGGUUUGGCGACGAGUUCAACAUCUCGCGUAUGGUGUGUGGAGCAUCCUGAGAAUUGUCAUCUUGUUGUUUACAUGUGGACACCUCAGAGUCCCGGAAGGAGAGGACGCGCCAAACGAGGAGCUAUCAGAACAGGGCGUGGAAAGCUUCCCGUACAAUAUCAACUUCGUUGUGCUUGGAACGGCAUUUCUCUGGUUUGGUUGGGCUGGCUUCAAUGGCGGUUCCGCUUUGGGUGGAAAUUUGCGGGCGGUCUCGGCAUGGACUGCCACCCAUGUCUCGGCUUGUGCUGGCGGUGUCACCGGGAUGCUCUGGAUUUGGCUGAUGAAGGGCGUGCCGGAAACCGAUGUUGAGCUGGAAGGUGGCGAUCCCCGGGACGAAGCUGCCAGAAAUCGUGCUAUGGCAAGACAGGCCUUCGACCGUAUUUCGGUAUUCUUCUUUUGCGAUGGUGCCAUUGCAGGACUGGUGGCGAUCACGCCGGCAGCGGGUUAUGUUCCCGUCUGGAGUGCUCCAGUGUUUGGUGUUGUUGGUGCCCUUUGCGUCAACUUCCUGAAAAAAGAAGCCGAAAUAUUCCUUCGACAUGACCCUUUGCAAAUCUUUGCCGUGCACGCCGGCGGCGGUGUUGUCGGCAUGGUUCUCACUGCUCUUUUUGUCGACACUGCGCAACGUGUGGGCUACCAGCUCGCCGAUGUCUCGGCGGGCAUGGGAUAUACCUUUUUCAUGACACUUGGAAUUUUGUACCUGAUGAAGUUGGUCGCCUUCAUGUUUGGGAAGUCUUCUUGGAGCCAAACAGGGGUGUAUAGCGACUCGAACAGGUUGGAGGACAACUUCCAAGCCGUGGUUCAACAGCAAUGGCGCGGUGAUUUGGAUCCUGAGGGGCGGCCGUUCGGAAGGCUCGUCGCCCCAUCGCUGCCCCCGGCGCCCUCAAGGCCUUUGAGAGAUGAUGAUAUUCACUUGGAGCACCUCAAAAACCUGCCAAGUCCACCGAGGAGUGCGACUUCAGGUGCACAAGUGCCUCCAUGGGGCAUGAUGCCGGAGUUGCCAGGGAGCCAGGGAAUGCCGCCAUGGCCGAGUUUACCGAGUCAGGGAUUGCAGCCGCGCACGUAA
Messenger RNA from Podospora anserina S mat+, 1698 nucleotides. RefSeq lists its product as uncharacterized. NCBI's taxonomy places the organism in Eukaryota, Fungi, Ascomycota, Sordariomycetes, Sordariales, Podosporaceae. The record is from RefSeq and is a predicted model, not a curated record. Gene Ontology annotation, cellular component: plasma membrane. The coding region runs from base 1 to 1698 and encodes 565 amino acids. Gene Ontology annotation, biological process: ammonium transmembrane transport. Gene Ontology annotation, molecular function: ammonium channel activity. The transcript is spliced from 3 exons.